GCUCUGCCUCGCCCACAGCUGUCUUGGCUGCCAGGGAGUACCGGAGAUACCCGCUGCGAGCCCUUGGGGGGCAAGAGCGCUGGGCGAUCGGCUGCAGACUGCUCCCACGUUGGUCUUGGGGGGAAACCGCAGCUGAGGAGCCUCUGCAGGGCCUGUUGUCUCCUAACAGGAGCCGAAGGAGAAGGCGCUUCUGAGAACCAUGAUGUCCCUGGGUGUCAACAAAGGACGUGUGAUUCCACCUACAGAUGAGGACCGCAAGAGGAUCAUAAGGCAGAUGAAGGUUCGCACCACGCUGAAAGGGGAUAAGAGCUGGAUCCAUCACCAGAACUCAGAUUCUGAAGAGGAGAAGAAGAGCAGCCCACUGUCUGGACGGGCUGAUGGGGGAUCUUCAGACUCAGCACCUACUACACCUCAGAGCGACAGGUCUUCUGCCUCCAAGCCUCAGUCUGGUUACCUCAUCAGGGGAGUGUUCACAAGAACCAUUGAUAAGACUCCUUCCUUGCCAGAUUCUUCAUCUUCCAAUGAGGCACAGAAAAGCACUGCAGUGAAGGGAUCCAGCCAGUGCCGUUCUUCCUCUGGCUACAGGAUGACAACUGAGGAUUACAAGAAACUAGCUCCAUAUAAUGUCAAGCAAAGGUCAGUGGACUUGGAUGAGGAGGAUGUUCCUUUUACUCCAGAUGAACAUAAAAAGAGGACAGAGGCGGCCAACAGUGUCCUGAGACGCACUGCCAGCAGGGAACGUGCUUACGUCCUCUCAGCGGCCAAGAAAAGCAACGGCAGCCCAACACAAGAAUUCCCACCCUUGUUUGCCAAGAGAAUUGAGAUAGAAGAAGAAGAAGGACAGCAGAGGAGGAGUUCGACUGUGUCUGAUUCAUGCAAGUUUACACCAGAUGGCAAUAGUGCUGAAACAGGCAGUAAGAGCCAAACAACCACAUCCUUGAGUGAAACUUCACAGAGAAUCUCCACUCGUACUGAAAUCAGAAAUGGUGAAAACAGACAGGCCCCUAAUGGGAAUUUCUCAUCUGAAACUGGGUCACAGCAUGGGGACGGUGACAAACCUCUUGAGCAAAAGUCUGAGCUGUUCUCGUGGGAUGAAUUGGCCUCCAGAGCAACCACAGUUUCCACAAAUGGAAGUUACCUGGAAAACACAGAAGCCAACAAUGGAUGUUACCCACCAAAGUCUAAUGUCCCCUGUCCUCCCACUGACAGAGCCCCUGUGCACCUAGAGGACACAGAAUAUUACUUUAAAAGGUCUGCCCAAGGUUACGAAGAAGAGGACACCCCUAGAGAAAGGGGGCAUGAGAGCACACGGGCCACAGAUGAACAUAAAUCAGAGCUGCGCCUAGGAGGGUUUUCUGACUCAAACAACCAUACUGAGAAGCGAGAAGAACCUCCGGAACAUGACACCCACCCAGAGUCUCCCAGGUCAAAGGAGCACGCUGAGUUUGAGGAGAGCAUGGCUAAGUCCAGGACAUACCCCAAGGACAGCAUCAGCAGGAGCACGGACAUUAACAAGGGGAUCUUGCCCUGUGUGCAGAGUGAAGAAGCUGGUCCAAGAAGGUCCAGCUCCCUACCUGGAGAAAGCAGCAUCACUGCUCCAGAAACCCAAUGUGCAAACAAACCUGACUCAUGCCUGGAAAGGGUAACUCCAGCUUAUGAAGAACAAACCUUUUCCAUCAGGGAUGGUCACCAUGAGAGCCUGGGAGCCCUGAGACACAAUGAACCUAAUCCAAUGGCACCAAGCAGGUCCAACUUCAGCUCUAAAGAGAGUGCUCUCAGUGCAUAUGAGACCCAACAUCCCAUGCCACUGUAUGCGGACCGCCAGCUUUAUAACACCGGUGUGUCAGCACCCAGUCACAGGAUGCCAUGCUAUAUGGCCAGCCAAGUAUUCAGCACUCAAAGACCUAUCCCGGAUUACAAAGGGACAGUUUAUGAUGGGAGAAGCAGCCCUAGCAACAGCAGAUAUGACAGUGCUAGUGCCAGGGGGCACUGUGAAUUUACCCCCACUGCUGGAAGCCACUACUCUCUUACCAGAGAUACCACCAUGUCCCAGAGAAGCCACAGGGUGCCGUUCUACAUGGACAGCUCAGGCUAUAGCAGCACCAGGCUUCUCUCAAGUUCAAGUGAAAAGCUCUCCACUCCGGCUGCCACCUUGCAGUACAACAGCCCAUCAGCCUCUGGGUAUGGGCCUGACUCCAGCGCCGCCGGAAAAGGGGUCCUCUUUGUGAAGGAGUACGUGAACAGCAGUGAGUUAUCGUCCUCCCCACGCUAUGGCAGUGGCAGCCUUGUAGAUUUGACUGAUUUGGAGAGAGCAACCUCCAGCCACCACAGCUACCUGUCCAGCUCUCCCCUGCAGAGGUCCUGUGAAGCUAUUUGCAGUUACUGUGGCCGUGAGAUCCGAGACUGCCCUAAGAUCAUCAUAGAGCAUCUUAACAUCUGCUGCCAUGAAUACUGUUUCAGGUGUGGAAUUUGCCACAAAGCAAUGGGAGAUCUUCUGGAUAAAAUAUUCAUCCACCGGGACAUUGUCCACUGUGACAAGUGCUAUGAGAAGCUCUUCUAGGGUUUUGCAAAGCUGGAGACGACAGCCAGUGGAAAGUCCUCAGCAGCACAUAUCAGAAUGUAUCUAGCAGUUUCUGACUGGCCAAGAUAGCAACAUUCCUGCUCCCCCUUUCCUCAAGUUAUUUUCUCUCUCACUGCCUCAUCACGAUGAAUGAGUUUAACAUCCACUAGUUUAUGCUGUCAGCUGCAUACAAGACAAGUGUCAAUGUUAACAAGAUAAGGCAGUGUCAUCUACAAAAGAUAAGUGGGCUGAUUUUCCAAAGGUGCUGAGCCCCUCCAACUGUCUUUAGCUUAAUUAGGAUUCCCUAGUGCUCCCUGUGUUGGAAAUCAGGUAGAAGCUCCUUAGGUCUAUCCAAGCUAAUUGCGAGAAAUCUUUCUUGAUUUUUUCUUUCAUUUUGGCAAUCAGGCUGCAGCUUAGUGCCUGUCAGCUGGCACAAAGCGGGCAGAUAUGAGAAGUGUUAAACACUAAAUUUGGAUUCUUGGGAAGGUUUGAAUUUAGCUCUUAGCAGAAGCCUAUUUCUGUUUGUUUCACCCCCAAAUCCUGCCUAGAAAUAGCUUCUGCCUGAUUUCCAUUUGCUUUCCAUGGCCUUUCAGGAGCACUUGCAGACUCACUUUACUCUAAUUGUGUGUCAGCUUUAAUUUCUCUUUUCUGCCUACUCCCUAGUGGGUUCCUUCAGCAGCAUGCAUGUCUGCUGCCUGUUUGGGAAGAUAACACUCUCUUUCACCUGGUAGUCUAACUUGGCUUCUGAUGGUAAGUGUCCGCUGGCCAAACAAAAUGUGCCAGAGAAUACAUAUCUCAAUUGGUUCACCUGACAGGGAACGUUGCUCAGCUGAAUCUGAAUUUUCCCCCACCUUGCCGAGGCUUGCUGUAAUGCCUCUUUUAUUGCUGUAAGUUCUUUACAUCACAAAUGCUAACUCACAAAAUUGAACUUCUAGCAAGUGCUCUACAUACUAGAAGUCAGAAUCUCAUACUUUUAACCCUUAAUUAAGCUGCUGACAGGCUGAAUGCUGAGCCACUGAGGAAACUGAAUACUGAAGCCUAGGAAGUCAGUCUCUCUGCCUUAAAAAUACAGCUCUGAAUGUGUUCAGUUACUGUUUUCUCUCUGAAAGCAUUAGAAAUAUCUGCAAAGCACCCAACUCUUUUCUGUAAUACCUCUUACUCGGAAGUAGGUGAUGGCAAAAGCUCUAAUGCAGACUAUUGUUAGCCAGAGAAUUCUUUAUGCUCUUAGUGAUGGAAGCUGGCAUGCAUGCAAAAGCUUAGCAAGUUAGUGUUUUUACAGCACAGUGCUGCUUAGCUUUUUUUAGGCCACUGUACCAGUUAUUUAACUGAAUUAUAGGCAUGACCUUAGAAGCACUCCAUGAGGGGAACUCCAUUUGAAAUCAGUAACAGCUUUACUACUGGACAGCUUUCAGGUUGAGACUUUAAGGCCAUGUCUGCGACAGGGGCUUGGGCAGCUCCAUUUUGAGCAUGCUUAAUAUAGCCAAGGGACCAACAGCAGCCUUGAAGCCCACUACGAAAGCAUGGGGGAGAAGCCCAUAGCAGUAAUCAGAAAGCCAUGAUUUCAGAAAUGACUACUGAUUUUGGCCACCUACAUUUCUAAGUUCUCAAGUUGAGAUGUUAAAGAGAGAUCCACUUUGUGAACAGAAGAGGCUCACAAGCAUCUCGUGUUGAACCUCCCCAAAUAAGUUCCUCCCUGGUACUUACACCUGUGGCUGGGAAUGAUGGGUAUAGAAGCUGUUACAAACCUUAUUAUGCCAUGGUUGAAAGGGGAUUGUUUAAAAUGCCAAAACACAUGGGUAUAUAAUUACAGAUGCACUUGGAGAUGAUGAUCUGCAGAAAUAACCUAUUCACUGAUUGCAGAGUUCCUGAUGGGUGUGUGGCCUUAUGGGGAAAGGGUUUGGUCCAUCAUACAUUUUGCACCAUAUCUCUUCAGCAUUGUAUUUUCCUGUAGCAGUUGUUUAACCUCAAGGGCACAGCUCUAAUAAACGUUCAUAGCUCAUGUGCAACCCA
Dromaius novaehollandiae (emu) is the source of this 4570-nucleotide messenger RNA. It is a transcript of the gene ZNF185, whose product is annotated as zinc finger protein 185 with LIM domain. The coding region runs from base 200 to 2560 and encodes 786 amino acids. The record is from RefSeq and is a predicted model, not a curated record. The transcript has 30 exons. Lineage: Eukaryota; Metazoa; Chordata; Aves; Casuariiformes; Dromaiidae.